UCAGUCACCGGGCGAAGCCAUUGGCUGGAAGGUCCCUGCGCACUGGCGCCGCGCUCAUAAACAGCGCUCACACACUGACUCAACACACACGUCAAACUGAAUGGGAACAUGUCGCAGUACACUCUGGCAGUUCACCUGCAGAUCCUGCUGGCUGUGGGUCUGGCUGUGUUCUGCUACUGUCUGGUUCUCGGAUGCAUCCUUUGCUGUCGAAGGAGGAAGAGAGUUUCAUCAGAGGACAAGGAGGCUGUCUUCUUGUCUCAUUCUGCGGAGAGGGUGACUGUGACAUUGACUCCGUCCCCAUGUACACAGCCUGUCAAGCAGCAGUACGAGCAGCUGGACGGGGACGUGUUGGAAUUCCCUUCAUCUAAAAGCAGCUAUUCUCCCUCUGAGGAUGACCACACUGCUUUGCCCUUUGACCACAGCCCUACCCGAUCCGUUGAGCUGGUGCAAUCUCCUGGAUCCUCUUUUCCAAUGCGGCGCCUCAGCACCCCGGCUGUUCCCUGCUCACCCAGUAAACCACCAGGUCACGGCAGAGCUUCACUGCCCUCCCUCACCAAGCUGAACCUGGUGUCCAGGUCCCGCCGGGCAAUGGGCCGCCGCAGCACCGUGAGCGGCGAAAGUUUUCUUUACAGCGAGAGCAGUCGACUGACUGCGGGUGCUGUCAGAGCUCCCACCCAGCAGGGGGAGCCGUGUCUGUCCCAGUAUGGCUCCAACUCUCUCUCCAUCUCCUCCAAGCCAGCUCCUCUCCUGCACUUCUCCUUGCUCUUCUCCUCUGCCUGUGGCACCCUGAUGGUCAACAUCCUGGGGCUCUCGGGGGCCAGUCGAAAGCGCACCGGGGUGUUUGUCCGGGCCAGCCUUCCCCCCCUCUGCCCCUGCCCUCAGCAGAUGGCCUCUCGGCGCCGCAGCCUCAGCCCGGAUCUCAACAGCCAGACCUUUGUGCUGCAGGUGGGCUCUGUGGAAGAGCUGCGCACCUGCACCUUGAGACUUGCUGUCUACAGCAGGGACUUCUCAGGCUUAAGAGAGGCUGCGCUGGGGGUGGUGGAGCUGCCCUGUGAGCCGAUGGAUUGGGAGCCAGACACCACCACCACCUACACCAGGCAACUCAGCCCAACUAAAAGCAAGCUGAAAAAGAGUGUGAGUUCUCAGGAAACGCUGGGUCAUAGGAAGAGCUCGGUGUGCGUGCCGCGAGCUUUGGGCCAGCUGUUCAUCCUGCUGCAGUACCAGACGCUCGCCCAACGCAUCAAGGUGUUGGUCCGAAAGGCUGAGAACCUGGCAAAGCUCACACGGAUACCAGGAGCGCCAGACCACUACGUUGUCAUCAACCUGCUUCAGGAUGGGAAAAUAAUUGGUACCAAGGAGACCAAAGGGGCCAGUGGUGCCAACCCCGUCUGGAACGCUCCAUUCUUGUUUGACUUGCCCUCUGGUGACAUCGCCCAGCUACCAUUGGUCCUUGAGUUUAUCGUCAUGCAGGGCCGUCUGUACACCAAGAGCAGUAUUCUGGGCCGCGUUCUGAUUGGCAGCGAUGCCACAGAGGCGGGACAAGGACACUGGAAAGAAAUGUGCAGUCGGGGGCAAAUAGAGACAGCUCGCUGGCACAUCAUCCAAUCAGAUGUACUGUAGGACUGAUUGACAGACUGUGGGACUGCGCUGCUGUCCAUCAGCUGCCCAGUGAGUGGAACGCAGAGAGGCGGAGUGGGAAUAACAUGCGAUUGGGGUGCACAUGCAUCAAAGUAUUUCUUCUUAGUCAUUUUAUUUCUGAUUUUAGAUUUCCAUGUUAAUCAUUAUCAACAGAUAAUGUUCAUGAAUGAAAUAACUGGUCAAGCUGUUUUAGGGAGAGACACACAUCUACAUGGUCCAUGAGUAUGGAGCAGGGAUGUGCAGCAGCUUUCACCAUGUCAACAGUAUUCUGCAUCCCAGCAUUACCUUUGUGGUUAUUUCCAUCGUCAGUUCUUAAAACUGUAGUCUGUUUACCUGUAUC
Molecule: messenger RNA, 1978 nt
Organism: Etheostoma spectabile (orangethroat darter)
Lineage: Eukaryota; Metazoa; Chordata; Actinopteri; Perciformes; Percidae
Product: synaptotagmin-5
Exons: 5
Coding region: 109-1620 (503 amino acids)
Biological process (GO): vesicle fusion; calcium ion-regulated exocytosis of neurotransmitter
Cellular component (GO): plasma membrane; exocytic vesicle; axon
Molecular function (GO): calcium ion binding; phosphatidylserine binding; clathrin binding
Source: RefSeq, a predicted model, not a curated record